Messenger RNA from Thecamonas trahens ATCC 50062, 4168 nucleotides. RefSeq lists its product as uncharacterized. The record is from RefSeq and is a predicted model, not a curated record. Lineage: Eukaryota; Apusomonadida; Apusomonadidae. Gene Ontology annotation, molecular function: ubiquitin-protein transferase activity. The coding region runs from base 1 to 3687 and encodes 1228 amino acids. The transcript has a single exon.
AUGUGCCGGAGUACGCGCUCCAGGCUGGUGGUGCUCGUCCACCUGGCCUCUUUGCUUCUCCUCGCUGCGCUGUGGAAGCCGGCCUCAGCAGCGCCUGUCUUCGUAGGGAGCUCGGCCGACGCGGGUGUCAAGCUUGGCUCUGGCAGCUACUUGUUCAAGUUCAUCACUGCCACAAUCACUGAACUUCCAGAUGUCUACCCGCUUGACGCCAUCCAUGCGUCGUUGGCGUCGACGGCGUAUCUUGUCGAUCCGCCGGACCACAUCCACGUCGCCAUCCGCUCGCUCCUGCUGCUGCCUCCACACCGGCUGGCCGACCUGCCGGAGACGGCUCAGGCUGAGCUAACUGCUGCGCUAGAUGCAGCUUACAGCGUAGCAGAUGCAGACGAGGUGGACAACAUCACGAUUUCGCGCCGCAACGAUCCGGUAGCAUUGGCCCGCUUUCCUGCUUGUGCUUCCAUCGACCGACCGCUCCCGCUCAGUGCGCUCUGCUCCUCCUUUCGCAUCACCGCCUCGGCUGGGUUUGGCCCCGGCCUCACAAUGGUCUCGCACGAGCUCCAAGUCCGCUCUGCUGACCAAUUGUGGCGCGAGAUUUGGUACCCGCGCCUGAUUGCCGACCCGCCGCCGGUCAUCCACACCGACGUCAUUCGCGCCUGGUUCCUGCCCAAGAUCGCCCACCUCGACGAGGCUGUCUCGCACAUGCUCCGCGAGUACUGCUUUGCGCCGUUGGUCCGGACCGUAACGGCAGCGUUGUCUUGGGUCUGGCAAGCGGCCAAAACGGCUCUGGUCUACGCGCUCCACGGCGCCGGUCUCAAUCUUGUCACCGACAUGCUUCGCGCUGUCCGAUCUGGCGCUGUCCAUGCCACGAGCUCGCUCGCUUCAUCGCUCGGUACUAAUCUCGAUGCCAUCAGCGCCUUCCUCUUCCAUGCCUCGCCGCGCGACCUGGCCGGCGCUGCAGCCGUGCAUCGCGGAGCACACGCCGCUGACGCUCUGCUUCGGAGACACGUGCUGGACUCGGCAACAGCCACCGCGCUUGCUAUCCCGCUCACCCGUGGCAUGGCGGCGCCGCAGCCGUUCUCGAUUGACGUCUCGUGCUCCGCGCCCACUCACCUCGCUCUUGCCCUCGAUGCUAUCGCUCCCAGCGGCAACCUGGCCAUCGCGCAGCAUACUAUUCGGCUGUCGGCGGCGAGCGAGUUGAUGCUUCCGGUUGCGCUUGUAGCCUGGUUGCUCGCCUGGGCCGGCGCGCUCGUCGCCCCGAACAUGUGGCUUGGCACCCUCUCGCCACGGCGCGUCCUCGCUGUCGUUGGUGCGCUGGUUGCCUGGCAGGGGCUUGAAGCGGCUGCCACUGUGGCGCCGCUCGCCUCGGUGGUUUAUCGCCUGCUGGCGCUUGUGGGCAACUUGAUUGUCUUUGGUACGCUUGGCUUUGGCUGGGCGUCGUGGCUCGGGCGAGCCGUGCGGGCCUCGCCCGGCGCAGUCGCUGCGCUCUUUGCUUUUUCGCUUGGCGCAUAUAGUGAUGCAGCGCCCACUGUUGGCAGAGUGGUUGCCAGGCCGCUGCUGGCCUCGUUUUGGACCUUUUGCUGCGUCCUUGUCCCGCGUCGGCACGCUAGACCGGUCGCCGCGCGGCUGCUUUGCGUGCUCUCACUGGUCUACCGCGGCCGGGCUGCGCUUCCGCUGCCAACAGUCAUUGGGGUAGACAUUGUCGAGCGCGUUCUUCGUAUUUCCUCUCUUGAUCGCGGCAUCAUGGUCGGUGCGGCUGUGGGCACGCUGCUGAGCUCGAUGCCGGCUGAAGCCCGUGGGCCCGCGGCUGGCCUUGGGCUCCUUUUCGGCGCAGCUUCCUGCCUUUUGCUCCGCCGACUCCGCGUGUUCGCGGCUGGCGCUGUGAGUGCGGGCCUUGCUCUGGCGUUUUGGACUAUGCUGGGGCGGCUUGACCGCGCUGCCAUCGGCCUGGGCCUGCCGGCAGUGGUUGCUCUUGGACUGGGGACGACGACGUUGUGGACAUCACUUCAGUCGCUGGCGCCGCUGCUCGAGGCGCUUCCACGGGCGUGGUGGUCGCCUUUCGCCGAGCUGGGCAAUGCACUGGAGCAGCUUGGCCCGCGGUAUGACGAGACGUUUGGUCUGGCAUGCAUCCUGGGCGUGAUGUACACACUGCUCUCGGGUGCGGCGUACUACUGGCUGUCGCAGACUGGAGCCUCAGCCGCGGUGAUGUGGGCGCUGCCUGUGGCCAUCGGCGGCUCGACAGCCAUCUCGACAGUGUUGGCGUAUGUGCUGCCGGGCCCGUCAUCGCUCACCGCGUACUACGGAUGGGAGGCGCCGCACGACCCUGUUCUGGGCCUGGGCCUGGGCCUGGUGCUCGAGCACAUAGUUCUUGGCUCUGUGGCCUGGAUUUCAACCGCGCCGAUGCGAGGGCCUCUUUUCGUGGCCGCCCACUUUACUGCAGCCGCCAUCUAUGCCGUCGUGCUACUGCUCGUCAUCUUUCACAUCGCCACCUUUGUGCCGAGCUCGUGGCUUCGGCUGCACGAGCUGCACAUGCGACUGCGCCAGCAGACACCACCAGGCACGCUGCGGAUCACGAUCCGGCGCGAGAACUUUGUGCGCGACACGCUGUUGGCCAACGUGGCCGCCGAUCCGGCGGAUGCGCUGAUGAACACCCGAGUCACCUUUAUCUCUGCCGGCGUCGUCGAGGCCGGCUCGGACGAUGGCGGCCUGACCAAAGAGUGGCUCUCGCUGUUUGGCAAGGCACUGAUUGGCGUGGCCAGUCACCCAUCAAUUGCGCCCAUCGAGCCAGUCAUUUUAGUGCCUGCCAUCCGAUCCGGCGACGCUGAUGCGGUAGUCUACUCCCUCUCGAACCAGAUCGAGACAUAUGAAGCCGACAUUGCCGGCCGCAUGCUCGUCCGCCUCCUGGCGGCCCGGAUCUCGCUCGGCUACGAGAUUUCGCCGGCGCUGACAAGGGCCAUGCUUCGGCAACCGAUUGUGGCGGCCGACUUGGCUGUGAUCGACCCAGACUUGUACGCCGCCAAACGGGCGUUCAAGGCGCAAGUUGACACUGCGGCCAAAGAGCUGGACAUUGAGCUUCGCUUUGUGUUUGAGUACCAUGCACGCGAAAGUGGGGAACUCGUUGUGGUCCCGCUCCGCAAGCCAACGGGCGAGCUGUGCGAUCCAGAAGAGGUAGUCAACUCGACCAACUACGACGAGUACAUGGACGCUUUUGCGACAACGUACUUGACCGCAGGCAUCGAAGAGCACCUGGCGGCGUUUGCGCGUGGCGUCCAUACCGCAGUCCCGUCAAGGGCGCUCCGUGCAGCAUUUGGGAGCGACGAGCGCGCGCUGGCGCAUACCCUCUACGGACAGGUGGAACUGGACGUUGCCGAGUGGCAGGCCGCUAGUGUCGACGACAUCGGCGAUCCGCACUGGACAUGGUUUUGGGACGCCGUGGUGCAGCUCUCUGCCGAACGGCGACUGCAGCUGUUGCUUGCGGUCACUGGGUGCGUGCUUCCUCCGGCAGGAGGUCUUGCCAAUCUCAACCCGCCCAUGGCUGUCUGCGUGGCGUUUAACGCGUCCAACGGCGCCCUCCCGACAGCCUCGGUCUGCACCAACAAGAUCCGUCUGCCGCGGUCGUACGCAUCCGCCGAGGAGACAGCGUCCAAGCUGAACCAGUUUCUGGACCAGCCCGUCGGCUUUGGACGUGCGUGAAGCAGCCGGUUACACCGCCCUGGAUCGCCGGAACAGCUCCUCCAGGAAAGCCGUGGGGAGGAGGAUGUUGACCAGCGUGGCGAGCUCGGCGUCCGAGUACUCGCACGGCGUCUUGCCGUCGACCCGCUUGUGGAACUCGGCCAUGUUCGCCUUCUUUUCGGCCUUGAUCCGUUGCUUGACGCCUUUAUGGUGCUUGCUCUCCCUGACGUGUGCAACGAGAUCGCGCUUCUUGUCGAACUCGUUGGGACAGGACAGGCAUCUGUGCCGACACGAGGUGCGGAACCAACUGCGGACGAUGCUGGUGACAAGGUUCUGACCGUACUUGUUGCUAAACCGCAUGGCUUCCUGGAUGGUAAUCUCAAGACUGACCUUCUUCUCUAGCAAGUUCUUGACAAACUCCUUGACAUCGGCAAGGCUAGGCUCGGCGGUGCACGCGUCGCUACAGCCAGCGACACCGUCAGCCGCAUCAGCAGCGAGUGCA